GUCGAGUCGGCAAACUCCAGGCAGAUAGAGCAGAGAUUUCACCGUGUCGAACACAAAGUUAACGAGAACUUUCUGUAUAAAAAAUGGCCGAUAAACAACGAACGAUCGUGGUAGCGAUGGAUGGAAGCGAACAUGCUGUGAAUGCAUUCAAAUGGUUUUGUAAAUCAAUCAAACGUGAUGACGAUCAGGUAGUCAUGGUGUACUCUGUGGAGGUUUACGACCCACUGUAUGCAACUCAGUGGUUCAAUGUUCCAUAUUCCGUUGACAGAACAGCUUUAAAAGCAAUGUUAGAAAAGCACGCAGAAGAAGUCAAAAAGAAGCUGGAACAAUUUGCGGAAAUUAUGAGAAGUGAACAUGCGUCUGGUAAGGUUCGAAGCACACACGCCGAAAAACCCGGUGAGGGAAUCCUGAAAACUGCCAAAGACUUAAACGCUGAUAUGAUUGUGCUGGGGACCCGGGGAAUGGGAACCAUUAGGAGAACAAUUUUGGGGAGUGUCAGUGACUACGUCCUCCAUCAUUCAUCCAUCCCAGUUAUCAUCUGUCCCCCCAAGUAAAGUCACGUUCAAUAGAGUCAUUGAAAUGCUCUUAUUCGUAACUGACUUACAUGCAUAUUUUAUGCUGUAAGUUCUUCGAAGGCAGACAACUCAGAGCGAACGUUUUUACUUGUAAAGUAGAGACAGUUUUAAUUGUUAAAAAUUCUUAAGGAUUAGUUUUAUAUCAGGGAUGUUAUUUAAGGGUAGGUUAUUUGUUUGAUGAAUAAAGCAUAAUAAAAGCUGCUGUUUUGAAUCGAAAUGUCAUAAUACAAUGUACCUUCAUGUAUUCUAUAUAUAACAGAUACUUGUUAUAGGGUUUUGUGUGUCAGUAUGUUCCUAUGUUUUGUGUAUG
This is a messenger RNA of Saccostrea echinata, 885 nucleotides long. RefSeq names its product universal stress protein in QAH/OAS sulfhydrylase 3'region-like. Bases 84 to 554 code for a protein of 156 amino acids. The transcript has 4 exons. NCBI's taxonomy places the organism in Eukaryota, Metazoa, Mollusca, Bivalvia, Ostreida, Ostreidae. The record is from RefSeq and is a predicted model, not a curated record.